AUGGUUGGGGAGCAGGUUUUGUUGAAAGUCUCACCUAUGAAGGGUGUGAUGAGGUUUAGGAAGAACGGCAAGCUCAGUCCUAGGUUCAUCGGUCCCUUCAAGACCCUUAGACAUAUGAGGGAGGUAGCCUAUGAGUUAGCUUUGCCUCCAGGUUUGUCUGGCGUUCAUCCGGUGUUUCAUGUCUUUAUGUUGAAUAGAUAUCAUGGUGAUGGUUCUUUUAUCAUUUGUUGGGAUUCAGUCUUAUUGGAUGAGAACUUGUAUUAUGAGGAAGAGCCUAUUACUAUUCUAGAUAGAGAGGUUCGUAAGUUGAGGUCUAUGGAGAUUGCAUCAGUGAAAGUUCAGUGGAAGAACCACCCUAUUGAGGAAGCUACUUAG
This is a messenger RNA of Lycium ferocissimum, 375 nucleotides long. RefSeq lists its product as uncharacterized. NCBI's taxonomy places the organism in Eukaryota, Viridiplantae, Streptophyta, Magnoliopsida, Solanales, Solanaceae. The record is from RefSeq and is a predicted model, not a curated record. The transcript has a single exon. Bases 1 to 375 code for a protein of 124 amino acids.